Fulvia fulva is the source of this 1479-nucleotide messenger RNA. RefSeq names its product Lipoamide acyltransferase, mitochondrial. The record is from RefSeq and is a predicted model, not a curated record. NCBI's taxonomy places the organism in Eukaryota, Fungi, Ascomycota, Dothideomycetes, Mycosphaerellales, Mycosphaerellaceae. The coding region runs from base 1 to 1479 and encodes 492 amino acids. Gene Ontology annotation, cellular component: cytoplasm; mitochondrion. Gene Ontology annotation, molecular function: lipoic acid binding; acetyltransferase activity. The transcript has a single exon.
AUGAGCUCUUUUAGAUCGUCCUUCAUUCGCGUGCUCCGUUCGCAGCAACAUCGUCCAGCCGGACUUCCUAGACCACUCUUCUACCGCCAAUUCCACGCGUCUAAUAGACUAGAUGUCGUUAAACCGUUUCUGCUCGCUGAUAUCGGCGAGGGCAUUACCGAAUGCCAGCUUAUACAAUGGUUUGUGCAGCCAGGUGCACGCGUCGAGCAAUUCGACAAGCUAUGCGAGGUGCAGUCCGACAAGGCCAGCGUGGAGAUCACCAGCCCGUUCGACGGGGUCAUCAAGAAGCUGUACUACGACCCAGAUGACAUGGCGAUCACGGGAAAGCCGCUAGUAGACAUCGACAUCCAGAGCGAGCUCAGUGCCGAGGACGAGGCAAAGCUAGGAAGCACUGGCGAAGAGGCAGAACGAGAGAGUGAGCACACAGAGCCAGAGCCGAAGCAGGAUGGAGCGGCAUCAGAAGAGCACGAAGCGGUCGAGCAAGAAGGCGUUGGAGCGACACACACCCCAGUGUCAUCAACUGCGCCAAAAGCUGCUCAGCACGAAUCACAACAACAUACACCACGACCCAGCAAACACGACAAAGGAUCACUGGCUACACCUGCUGUGCGGCACCUGGUCAAAGAGCACAAUCUCGAAAUCACGAAUAUACAAGGCUCGGGCAAGGAUGGCAGAGUAAUGAAGGAAGAUGUGCAACGCCAUGUCUCUGGCGCAGUUCAGCGGUCGCAGUCCUCCUCAAGUCCAGGGCAUACUGCAAUGCAAGGGUCGAAGGAGGACCGUAAGGUGUCCUUGACGCCAGUACAGAACCAGAUGUUCAAGGCAAUGACACGCUCCUUGAACAUACCACAGUUCCUCUACAGCACAGCCGCCGACAUGACAGCAGUGACGGCGCUGCGCAAGAAACUGAACGAGACCGCCAAACCGGAGCAGAAGCUGACGCACCUCGUGUUCAUCAUGAAAGCUGUGAGCUUGGCUUUCCUGCGACAUCCACUUCUCAAUGCAUCUCUCAAUACCAAAGAUCCUAAGAAGCCGGAGCUGCUCUACAAAGGUAGCCACAACUUCGGCAUCGCGAUCGACUCGCCCUCCGGACUUCUGGUGCCUGUGGUCAAGAACGUGCAGGACUUGAGCAUAGUUGAGAUCGCUGCGAAGAUGCGACAGCUAUCAGAAGCUGCUCGCAGCAACAAACUUGCACCCGGAGACUUCAGUGGGGCAACGUUCACAGUUUCGAAUAUCGGGUCGGUCGGUGGUGGUGUUGUUUCUCCUGUCAUCUCAGAACCACAAGUUGGGAUCGUCGGCGUGGGCAGAAGCAGGAUAGUUCCAGCGUUCGACGAGAACGAGGUCCUGAUCCGGCGAGAAGAACUCGUCUUCAGCUGGAGUGCUGAUCAUCGAGUUGUCGACGGCGCUGAGUGCGCAAGAUGCGCAGAAAAAGUCAAGUCUCUUCUGGAGGAGCCAGCAUCAAUGCUGGUCGAUCUACGGUAG